AAUUACAGUAUCUAUGCACUGUAUAAAAGAUCUGGCUUUGGUCGAGCCAGACCUCAUAUUUGCACUAGGCCUUAUAAAUAUAUAUAGAUCAGAGUAGAAUUUUCAGUGAUGCCUCUCUUCGGAAAGAAAAAAAGCUCAACAGUUAAGAGUAGCUCUGGAGCUGGAUACCCCAAGCAACCAGCUUACCCGACUCAGCAACCAGCUUACCCAACUCAGCAACCAGCGUACCCAACACAAGGUUACCCUCCACAGUAUGGAGGCCCCCCACCACCCUAUGUGCAACAGCCCCAACCGACUACAUUAUAUGUCGCCCCAGAUGUGGCUGCUCCAGUGUCGUCAGUUUACCAGCCACCAGCAGUGCAAGGGCAACAAGUUUCUGGGGUCUAUGAACAGGGAGCCAGAUUUAACCUAAACAAACCGACCAGUAUCCCGCCUCCCCCACCUGGAGUUGCUCCCACCGCUGCUCAGUCAGCAGCUGCUCAGGGUCAGUCCGUUGUCAUGACACAACAAAAGAAAGACGUAUGGGGACUCGGUUCUGAUGGAGGUGCCACAUUCUUUUAAGUUUCAGUCAUUAUGUUUUGGUGUGGUUUUCAUCCACAUAAUUUUGUAAUGAACAAGUAGAUCAGACGAACAAAUUACUUUUAUUCAAGACAUUGUAAUUGUGUUUAUAUAAGAUCUUCAUUGUAUGUUUUAUGUUCAGAAAAA
Halichondria panicea is the source of this 705-nucleotide messenger RNA. Its product is annotated as DAZ-associated protein 2-like. The transcript has 5 exons. The record is from RefSeq and is a predicted model, not a curated record. Lineage: Eukaryota; Metazoa; Porifera; Demospongiae; Suberitida; Halichondriidae. The coding region runs from base 109 to 561 and encodes 150 amino acids.